UUAAGACAGUUUUCAUUUUGCCUGUGCAUCGGAAACAUCUUGCGUUUAAAAAGUUAUUGCCAUUUCGCUUGUUCAAUAUCAUAGCCAAAGUGAAUUUUGAAGUUCAACAGUGCACUCCAGCGUUUUUUUUUUAAUGAUUGUUGAAAGUUCUCGAAAAGUCUAAUAAUCAGCAAACGGUAAAAAAGUGAUAAAACCAAAAGCUUACCGCUAACAAUACGAAGGAAAUCGUUUGACGUCAGCAAUACUUGAUCGCCACUCUCAUACGAUCCAAUUAAUGUCAGUCAGAGGCAGAACGGAAAGUUUAUCAUCAAAAGAAUUUCUACUUAUAAUUAUCAAGCCUCUGUGUUUGUAUACAAUCGGAUUUUAAUGAAUCCAAUCAAACGCAUCCCUUGCUGCUAAGUUUGCGGUGUUCUACGGUCACUCCGUACUAGAGGUCAAAAUUGCGCCGAUAAGCCUACCGAGCAGUCGCAUAAAAGAAUCUCAGACCGCCACCAGUGGUGCAAAGGAGUCCAGUAUUACUCACGUAUACUCCAUACUCGGCCUUAUGUUGAGCUACAGCCAAAAAGUGAAUCUAUCAGAAUUAAUGCUGCUGAAUGAACUCAUAGAACAUCUUAUAAACUCUAAUAUUACAUAACGUCAACUUCAAGUGAUAAAUCAUAAAGUCCAUUGAUCGGUUUAUCGAAAGUGGACGGAUUAUCAUUGAAGCACCAAUUUAGUGUGAAGCUACUGAAAGGGAAGUUGAUCAAAUCUCGAACCAAUAGGAAGUGUUUGUAUAUGAAAAGAGCCAAUCAUUGUUGACCGUUUGAUUGAUUGAUCCGUGCAAAGCGUUUCGAUUAUUGCUGGUGUUGAGAACUGAACCCUUGACAGAUUUUCAAGUCAUAAUGUACAUCCGAAUCGGAAUGAUGAAUCUCAAAAUCCUCUAUCUGUUGGUGGUGCUGGCGGUGUUAGCGCCACUGAUCAAAGGUCGAGCAGUGGAUCUUGAUCAGGAUAACUCACUCUCAGCGUCUUCCGGGUCGCGGUCAACCAAGCCUAAUUUUGUGAAAAUCACCUCUCAACCUCCAGCACAAUUAACCCAGGUCAGAGGCGCCACCAUUGAGCUCGAAUGUGAAGUGAUGGGCUCACCGACUCCAUAUGUCCAAUGGGUCCACGGUAGUGGUCAGACGGCAGAUUGGGAUGACGUGACCAUGAAUAUCAUCAGUGAAAGCAGUCCUACGACCAUGGCACGUGUGGUAUCGCGGCUAGUGUUGGACCACUCGUCACGGGCCGCUGAAAGUACAUACACUUGCAUUGGUCGAUCCGGAGGUCAAAUAGCUGUUGCAUCAACCACGGUCUACCACGUUGAUGCGCCGCGUUCUAAUUUUACCGACAUACUGAGGUCGGGUCAUCAUAUGUUCAUGCAUCUGAAGCCGGCACGAGUCACACUCCACUAUCGAGCACUUUUCGAGUACAUGGGAUCAACAGUUAUUCUGCCAUGUAAAGCUGUCGGACGUCCCGUACCCGAGAUCACCUGGAAAAAUGAAGAAGGCAAUGUCGUCAGCAGCAUGCAGGACCCACGGUUCCGGACUCUACCAACAGGGGAGUUGAUCAUCAAUGAUCUACGAUGGGCCGAUAUGGGAUCGUACACUUGCGUUGCUAAAAAUGCCAUCUCCAAAGAUGAAGCAGAAACCUUUCUGUAUCCAAUCCGACCAAACUAACUUCCACAGAAACGAGAUACGACACGGGCUACAUAACCAUAUGGAAUCAUGAACAAAGGAUCGGCAAAUGCAGAUCCACGGAUAGUUACUAUUUUCAACAGUCAGUAAUGAAUACUUAUGCCAUUUACUUAACUUAUUAAUCAGCACGUAGUAACAAAAUCCAUAAAAAGUAAUUUAUUUUAAAAAGUAUUUCAACAUUUUAACAAAUAAGUUUUUUGUCUUGAAUAUUAGCAGAUAAGUUUUCUAAAAUAUACCAACGUACAGAAUUGUAGAAUCUUGUCACUACAUUGUUAAAUAUAGAACGAAUUCAAAGAUAUGAAUUCAAGAUUGUCUGUAAAACGUUCCGGAGUGAUUCCGAAACUAUUUGUCAAAGCACAAGAUGCUUAGAAAGAAUAGGUAAAAUAAAAUGUUUUGAAGAAUAAAAAAA
Molecule: messenger RNA, 2121 nt
Organism: Malaya genurostris
Lineage: Eukaryota; Metazoa; Arthropoda; Insecta; Diptera; Culicidae
Gene: ImpL2
Product: neural/ectodermal development factor IMP-L2
Exons: 3
Coding region: 882-1694 (270 amino acids)
Cellular component (GO): neuron projection
Source: RefSeq, a predicted model, not a curated record